Messenger RNA from Oncorhynchus nerka (sockeye salmon), 2435 nucleotides. It is a transcript of the gene gtf2e2, whose product is annotated as general transcription factor IIE, polypeptide 2, beta. The record is from RefSeq and is a predicted model, not a curated record. Gene Ontology annotation, cellular component: transcription factor TFIIE complex. Gene Ontology annotation, molecular function: TFIIH-class transcription factor complex binding. Lineage: Eukaryota; Metazoa; Chordata; Actinopteri; Salmoniformes; Salmonidae. The transcript is spliced from 8 exons. Gene Ontology annotation, biological process: transcription initiation at RNA polymerase II promoter. Bases 442 to 1308 code for a protein of 288 amino acids.
CAAGAGAAAUGCCAUUGCGGCGGAUGUGUAAAACAGAAGUAGCCCAAAAACCCGCGACCAAUACGUUUCCACUCGCGACAUCGUACUCAAAGUAGCUACAUUUCUGGUAACCGGCUGACAUGGCAAUCUUGCUUUUCGUAGCUCCGCUAGUCCGGAUGGAACGCACCAACACAAUCAAGGAUUAGCUGUCGAUUACCGAUCAAUCGAACUCAGAGCGGAAGUCGGAACUCAGAGCGGAAGUCGGAGAAUGCACGAUGACAAGAAGCUAGCUUGAUAUUAAAGAAACAAAAGCCCCAAAAAUAGCUAUCGGAGAAGUGUUACAACAGAACGAUUAAUGAACGUGUGUUUCUAGUAAAUGUUUAAAUAUUUGUUCAUCCAAAAGAGGGGAUUAGAUAUUUGAAGAAAAAAAGCUAGCGUCUAACGUUGUAACGUUGUAUCAGGAUGGACCCAGCCUUGUUGAGAGAGCGGGAGCUCUUUAAGAAGAGGGCUCUCUCUCAGCCCACGGUUGAGAAGAGACCUGCAGCCUCCGAGUCAGGCGGUUCCAAGAAGAAGAAGUCCAAAGCUGACAAGGAGGCCUCCGGGUCCAAACAUGGCGCAGACACCAGUAAUGGUAACUUCAACCUGAAGGCCCUGACAGGCAGCUCUGGUUACAAGUUUGGUUGCCUGGCUAAGAUAGUCAACUACAUGAAGACCAGACACCAGCGUGGUGAUACUCACCACUUGACUGUGGAGGAGAUUCUAGAUGAGACCAAACUACUGGACAUCGGCAUGAAGCAGAAACAAUGGCUGAUGACUGAGGCGCUGGCCAGUAACCCUAAGAUAGAGGUGAGGGAUGGGAAAUAUGCCUUCAAGCCCAAAUAUCACCUGAAGGACAAGAAAGCCCUGCUCAGACUGUUGGAUAAACAUGACCAGCUGGGACUGGGAGGAUUACUGCUAGAUGAUGUGGAGGAGGGGCUACCCAACUCUGCCAAGGCACUGAAGGUUUUGGGAGACCAGAUCAUCUUUGUGACAAGACCAGACAAGAAGAAGAUUCUGUUCUAUAACGAUAAACACUGCCAGUUUACAGUUGAUGAAGAGUUCACCAAGCUGUGGAGGAGUAUCCCAGUGGACUCUAUGGAUGAAGAGAAGAUAGAGGACUACCUCAAGAGACAGGGCAUCUCCUCCAUGCAGGAGACUGGACCCAAGAAAGUUUUACCAAUCAAGAGGAAGAAGCCAGGUGGACAGAAGAAGAGACGCUUCAAGACUCACAACGACCAUCUGGCCGGAGUACUGGAGGACUACUCAGAGGGCGUACCCGCUAAGAAGUGACGUCACUUCCUGGUUAUACCCCUCCCUCUUCCCUGGCCCAGUGAGAGAGGGGUGACCUGGGAGUGGUUGUUUUUGGGCGGAAAUAAACUUUUUUUUUAUUUGUCUCACCAAAACUACAAUGAAGAUGAGAGGAGACAAUGGCCCUGUCUCAAACGUGGGAACUUGCUUCCUUUUCUCCCCGACGAUAAAGGAGAGAAGAUGAGGAAAGGAAGCCAUUUUGGAACGUUGAGACACAAGAUGGCUGACUGAUUGACUGAAGUGAAGUCCUUGCCAAACACACCAACCUAAAGAGGCGCUCGCUGUCCUUUUUGAUAAUACUGUACCAGUUUGGUUCUAAGCAGUAAUACAAAAUGGUGGACGGCUUUAGAGAAGCAAAAAUUCCCAUUAAAUUUUCCCAAAAAUCCCAGGUUUUCCAGAAAUCCCAGUUGGAAUAUUCCUGUAAUGACAAAUUCCCUGGAAUCUGGUAACACUUCAAUGGGGAUGUCUGGGAAACAUAGGGGAUUCUGGGAAAGUUACUGGAUAUGUGUAAAUGUCUGGCACACGAUGGACACUGUAUGUGAUAGUGGAGAGAGGAUGUGUGUGAAAGUGUUUGUUUUUUUAAUAAUACCAGUCGUAUUGUCUGCUGUAGUUGUUCCUUAUAUUCAUUUACAACAGUGGUCACCAAUGGCAACCUGGAGAAAUACAGGUUGUGCAGGGUUUUGCUCCAGACCUGCACAAACACUCCUGAUUUAGCUAAACGACUCGUAGAAUCUACCAGGUUUACUCAGACAAACACUAGCCUGGUCCCAGGGUCUUUGUGCUGUCAUUCCAAACGGCAUGACAACGAGUCAUAGCAGAGCUGAAAUCAGGCUAGACAAACACCCCACUCCCAUAGAAGCCCUUCAGCUAAUAAACUGUCCCUUCAGUAUAUACUCAAAACUGUUCAUCAAGACUUUGAUUGAUUGGGUGAAUCGGUUGUGUUAUAGUGCAAGGCUAGAACAAAAGCCCGAGACACCCUGUAUCUCUCCAUUUCCUGGUUGGUUGGUGACUGCUGGUCUCGGAGCGUUCUUCAUUACUGAGCAUGUUACCCACAGUACCUUUCUCCUGAGGCCUUUCCUCUGACGCACAAUAAAGUCCUAGAAAACACA